This is a messenger RNA of Carica papaya (papaya), 1570 nucleotides long. It is a transcript of the gene ADCL, whose product is annotated as D-aminoacid aminotransferase-like PLP-dependent enzymes superfamily protein. Gene Ontology annotation, biological process: carboxylic acid metabolic process. The record is from RefSeq and is a predicted model, not a curated record. Lineage: Eukaryota; Viridiplantae; Streptophyta; Magnoliopsida; Brassicales; Caricaceae. Gene Ontology annotation, molecular function: catalytic activity.
GAUUCUUUGAAUCUAUGAACACAAGAAAUGGAAUUAUUUUAUUCCUUGCAGACUGGCCGGCGGAAUCUCAGCUCCACUGCCCAACCUUUAGCUUGCGACAUGAGAGUUUGAAAAUCUUGAAUGCAAGAUCAUUCACCAGCUUCGAACUCUCAACCAGAGCUUCAUCUCUCUCCUGCUUCAACCUCCCAUGGUUUCUUUCUUUGCUCCCCUCCCAAAACCUCUUUUACAAAACCCGCAUGUUCCCUCGAGACACAGAGAUCAUCUUCAUGAUUCCCGUUUAAUUUCUUCCCCCAAUCUUCCAUGUCAAAAUCACCGGUCUCCGUCCUUGCAUCGACUGAGGAUUUCCAGGAGUUCUGAUCGUCCUGAUAUUUUUGCUGAUUUUAGUGGUCAGAUAUCAGAUAUUCCCCUCCUUUCUUCCUCAGAGGUUAUUGAAGGGAUCAAAGGAAGCCGAGAAAACUACAAAGGAAAACAGCAGUUUCUGGCCAUGUACUCUAAUAUUUCUGGUGGAAUAACAACAGAGCCAUCAGCUAUGCUGAUUCCUAUGGAUGACCACAUGGUGCACAGGGGGCACGGUGUCUUUGACACUGCUGCUAUUAUGGAUGGACACCUCUAUGAAUUAGAGCAACACCUUGAUCGUUUUUUAAGAUCUGCAUCCCUGGCAAAGAUUAAUCCCCCGUUUGAUCGGGAGAACAUAAGAAGGAUACUCAUUCAAACUGUAAGUGCUUCCAAGUGUAAGAAGGGCUCAUUAAGAUAUUGGCUUUCAGCGGGACCUGGUGAUUUUCAGCUAUCUUCAACUGGCUGCUAUCAGACAGCUCUUUAUGCUAUUGUGAUUCAAGAUCUCUCUACCUUUGAUUCACGAGGCAUUAAAGUAGUGACUUCAUCAGUUCCUAUAAAACCCCCAGAAUUUGCCACAAUGAAGAAUGUGAAUUACCUUCCUAAUGUUCUUUCGAAACUGGAAGCCGAAGAAAAUGGUGCAUAUGCAGGCAUUUGGCUGGAUGGUGAUGGGUUUGUUGCUGAGGGGCCUAAUAUGAACGUGGCAUUCGUUACCAAGGACAAGGAGCUUUUGAUGCCACAGUUUGAUAAAAUUUUGAGUGGAUGCACAGCCAAGAGGGUCUUGAUGUUUGCAGAUGGAUUGGUAAGAGAAGGAAAGCUCCGUGCAGUAAGUGUACGAAAUGUGACUGUGGAAGAAGGAAAAAAAGCAGAUGAAAUGAUGCUUAUUGGAAGUGGAGUUCUUGUCCGUCCUGUAAUUCAGUGGGAUGACCAAGUCAUUGGUGAUGGCAAAGAAGGUCCUGUGGCUCAUGCAUUAUUGAAUCUUAUACUGGAGGACAUGAAGUCUGGUCCCUCUACCGUCCGAAUACGUGUUCCAUACUAACCAAUAAUCUGCUUCCCUGGCGUCCAAAGUAAGGGCUGGCCUCAAGCAGCAAUGAAAUAUCCUCUUAGAUUUGCAGGUCGACAUGUUGGCAUGAUAGUCGUUUUAGCUUGUAAGGUAAAAUAUUCGUAUGAUCCAAAAUAGAAGACCUUAGAAUCUAAUCCUGAAGAUAUGCUGAUUAUCUCUUUUAGGCUCCGAAAA